UUCGUUCGUUCCGCCGCCAUAUUUUCCGUCUCUCAGUGACGAACAAGAACUUCACUGUUGCGUUUUUCACUACCGCUUCUGUUGAAAAACAAUUCGGCGCCUGAUCUUACUGUUCUCAGUAAAGACAUCAUGAGUACGAGUUCUCAGGCAGAGAAAAAAAGACACAAAGUCCAAAGUGAUAGCGAGCCUAUCGAGGAAGAAAACGAAACCUCAAGUCCUUCCAUUUAUGGCGUAGUAGCCGCUCAUUCAUUAUCAAAGGAUAUCAAGCAGAAGUCACUGCAUUUAAUAAAAGUCAAAAAACGGCACGGGGACUGGGGACAGUUUGAUUUGAGGCAUGCAUGGUCACCGGAAGACCUGUCGAGUAACAUGGGUAGUCGGCAUGGUAGUGGACUAACACGAGAAACAACACUGGUUGAUGAUAAUUUAUCAAUGGCCAGACCUUUCGUUAUGGAACCUUUGCGAACGUUUCAGGAACACAGAGUCAUACCAAUUAUUCAACACGUGCUAGAAACAAACCUGGCUGAACAGAAAUACGACCCAAUCUUCUGCAAAGAUGCCACCGUUAAAAUAACUGAGGAGAUAAAGGAACGAGUAAAGAAAUUGUGUUAUCCCCGGUACAAAUUUGUUUGUCACGUGAUUGUGGGUGACGCCAAUAGACAGGACGUGAGAGUUGUGAGCCGGUGCGCUUGGGAUGCAGCGGUAGAUCGUUAUGCGCAGUUUGAAUAUCGAAGCUUUUAUCUGUACGCAGUAGGAAUUGUUUAUGGAAUUUACUGUGAAUGAGAUUUGCUAAUUACCUUGGGAUAUACGUAUGACAUGUUUUUCUCCCUCGCCUUUCCAGAGACAAACGCGGAACUGAAGGAAUUUUUUAAAUAUUUUAAAAGAACUGUCGGGCUUUGACGAAACAUCGACUCGAGAAUGUCCUCAAUAAAUGCCAUGCACUAGCAUAUAAGAUCAGGACUAUUAUGGUUCCUGGUCUUAUAAAUUUUUUUUAAUCAUAUCUGUCAAUCAAGUUUGAUCAGAAACAAUCCUGUAUUAAAGACGCAACGAUGUAAUAAGAAACCAUUAAAUUUCCCAACGACACGGAGAGAUAAUGGAGAAAGAAACUGGGAAGAAGGUUGGAGAAAAGUCUGAGAUGCCAAAGUCCGCUCUUCAUUUGCUUUUGAGCCGGUUAGACUUUCGUUGAUUAGUCUGCAUAACAAGCGCUUAUUUAGCUGUGUGUGAAGCGGGAGACAUUAAGCUCGAAGCGCGAGACAAAGGAAAGAGAAAACUACGAUUAUCUUUCUCUUCCCCUCGCCUCGCUCCCCGCGCUCGCGUGUUGCGCUUCGUGCUUGAUGUCUCUGGCUUCGUGCCUGUAACGCAGGCUAUCUACUGAUCGACGCGAGUUAGUUCAGCUGUGCUCGAGAAAACUCAAGUGAAGGGAGGUCUGAAAAGA
Molecule: messenger RNA, 1432 nt
Organism: Stylophora pistillata
Lineage: Eukaryota; Metazoa; Cnidaria; Anthozoa; Scleractinia; Pocilloporidae
Product: dynein light chain Tctex-type 5-B-like
Biological process (GO): microtubule-based movement
Cellular component (GO): cytoplasmic dynein complex; cytoplasm
Molecular function (GO): dynein intermediate chain binding
Source: RefSeq, a predicted model, not a curated record